Messenger RNA from Cornus florida, 1269 nucleotides. Its product is annotated as octanoyltransferase LIP2p, chloroplastic-like. Gene Ontology annotation, cellular component: mitochondrion. The record is from RefSeq and is a predicted model, not a curated record. NCBI's taxonomy places the organism in Eukaryota, Viridiplantae, Streptophyta, Magnoliopsida, Cornales, Cornaceae. Bases 122 to 1030 code for a protein of 302 amino acids. Gene Ontology annotation, biological process: protein lipoylation. The transcript has 4 exons. Gene Ontology annotation, molecular function: lipoyl(octanoyl) transferase activity.
UCUCUCCUCCUUUUGUAACCCCUAGUUCAAUCUCCAUUGAAAUUGACUCGUUUCUCCACCAAUUCUGCGAUAAUUGGCUUCUCGAACUAUAUAUAAAUUAUAAAUCAUAUAUAUACGUGAUAUGAUUGUUGUGGCGAGUCUCAAAUUGGGGCCAAUCCCAACAUGUCUAUCUCAAAAGCCUUCAAAGAGAUCAAAUUGUUCUCCGUCAAACUCUGUCUUGUCGAAAUUGAUUCCAGAGGCCAACUCCAUAACCCACAAAGGAAAAAGAAGGUGCGACUGGUUUGAUCUGUAUAAUGAGCUAAUUCCAUAUGGGGAAGCGUGGUCUUGGCAAAAAUCCAUUGUCAAAGAGAGGAAAGCAUUAAUUGAAAGGAACGAAGACUGGUCUGACACUUUGAUCAUUCUACAACACCAACCUGUUUAUACAUUGGGUGCUGGUAGCUCAGAAGAGUUUUUGAAUUUUGACAUAAAGGAAGCUCCUUUGGAUGUGUAUCGAACCGAACGGGGCGGGGAAGUUACAUAUCAUGGACCAGGGCAGCUAGUUAUGUACCCUAUUAUCAAUCUGCGUUAUCACAAGAUGGAUCUGCAUUGGUACCUCAGGGCGCUUGAGGAGGUGAUCAUUCUUGCUCUUUCCUCAGCAUUUUCUAUCAAAGCUUCCCGGCUUGAAGGUUUAACUGGUGUUUGGGUUGGAGAUCAGAAAUUAGCUGCUAUUGGGAUACGAGUAUCACAGUGGGUAGCAUAUCAUGGCUUAGCAUUGAAUAUCACCGCAGAUCUAACUCCUUUUGAAAGAAUAGUUCCAUGUGGAAUAAGGAAUCGUCGUGUUGGAAGCAUAAAGGGAUUAUUGAUGGAAUCUUUGUCACUUGAUGGAUGCGGAAGAAUGGACAUACAAUGUUAUGAUGAUUGCCAACUAAUUGAUAUUACUCACAAAUCAUUAGUCAGAGCGUUUUGUGAAGUUUUCCAAGUUGAACUCCUCCAAAAAUCUAUCCCGCAUUUUGAAAGGGGAAACUGCCAACCUACCUUACUGGGAACCUAAUCUAACUGAGAGAUUAAAAAGAGCUUGUCUGAAUCAUCUCAGCCAGUCAAUGUAUCUGUUGUAGAAUACUUUUGAAAAUCUUUAUGGUCUUCUCUAUCUAUAAAUUGGGACCUCAUCUACUUCAAUGAAACAACCCUGCAGCAGGAAUGUGUUCUUGAAAUAUUUAGAUACCUUGUAUUCUAUUUUUUUGUCUGUGAUGAAUAUUUCUGGAUACUAAUUAUAGUUCCAAAUUUCUUCAA